AGUUCUGUGUUAGUUGACGAUGACGUUUGCCUGAGACAAAAAUGUGCCUUGCUUCAGCUAACGGGAUGAAUUAACUAGUGUGCUACCGAAGAGAUUCAUUGAAAACUGCAGCAAACACGUAAGGCAAAUAAUUGAGUGACAGAGGCAGGAUGUUGGAGUCCUAUGUCACGCCCCUGUUGAUGACCUACGUGAACAAAUACAUCAAGAACCUGAAGCCCUCUGACCUGCAGCUGUCGCUAUGGGGAGGAGACGUAGUACUGAGCAAGCUGGAGCUGAAGCUGGAUGUCCUGGAGCAGGAGCUGAAACUGCCCGUUACCUUCCUGAGCGGUCACAUCCAUGAGCUGCGUAUCCACGUACCCUGGACCAAGCUGGGCUCCGAGGCCGUGGUCAUCACCAUCAACACAAUGGAGUGUAUCCUCAAAUUGAAGGACGGAGCGCAGCAGUCCAACAGCCCCAUGGCGCAGUUCAUCACAUUCUAG
Oncorhynchus masou masou (cherry salmon) is the source of this 479-nucleotide messenger RNA. RefSeq names its product intermembrane lipid transfer protein VPS13B (gene vps13b). Bases 150 to 479 code for a protein of 109 amino acids. Lineage: Eukaryota; Metazoa; Chordata; Actinopteri; Salmoniformes; Salmonidae. The transcript is spliced from 4 exons. The record is from RefSeq and is a predicted model, not a curated record.